UGGGGAAGGGAAAUGGCUGUGGUGGAUGCAGCUCAGAUGCCAGUGACCUUCAAGGAUGUGGCUGUAUAUUUCAGUGAGGGGCAGGGGGCUCUGCUGGACCCCAGUCAGAGAGCCCUCUACAGGGUCGUCAUGCAGGAGAAUUAUGAGACGGUGACUUCACUGGGACUCUCCAUUCCCAAACCUGACCUGAUAGCCUGGCUGGAAGCAGGGGAAGAGCUGUGGGUCCCAGAUCUCCAGGUCCCCAAGGAAAGCAACAUCCAAAGAGGCAGCCACACAGGGUGAGGAGUCA
Dermochelys coriacea (leatherback sea turtle) is the source of this 289-nucleotide messenger RNA. Its product is annotated as zinc finger protein 707-like. Lineage: Eukaryota; Metazoa; Chordata; Testudines; Dermochelyidae. The record is from RefSeq and is a predicted model, not a curated record. Bases 13 to 282 code for a protein of 89 amino acids. The transcript has 3 exons. Gene Ontology annotation, biological process: regulation of DNA-templated transcription.